AACGAAUAUUCGCGGAUAGCCGUUGGCUCUGAAGAGUUCUUGGAGGAGCUUCGCUAAUAACAGACCUGACUCGCUUGGGCCAAUCAUGAGGCAACAACAGCUGCGGCCUCGAGGAUGGCCAUCUGAGGACUCAACUGGGUCCCGGUUUGAAACGAGUUUCAUAUUGGCGGUGGUUUAUUUAUGACAUAGCCUUUUAGGCAAUCUCAUUUGUGUGAGAUGCGAGAUUCCCUCAGCGUGCACUCAUACAUUUGGUCGCUUGUAACACGAGACAGACGGCGACCUGAAGGUCAUGCCAGUAGCCGCUCCCGAUCUCAUCUGCAGUCGGGUUGACUCGGAUAAGCGCCUCGUGUUUGAAGGAGCGCGCCGGCUAAUUUUCUCACUGCAAGAUUCAAAAACGUUUGAACGAUCGGUGAGCGCCCCCUACCAUUGUAUAUUCCCGAUCGAAAACCGACAGGGCGACGGGCUCGUGGCACAGUGGUUAGGGGCGUGGACUUCUGAAUAACACGUCGCGAGUUCGAGCCUCGGGUAUACCACACUUCGGGCUUGGGUAUGGCUGGCUGACGACGGCUAAUAAGCCAGAAAUGGCCAUUCCAGUCUCCCUUGUCUUUGUCGGUAAUACUAUUCUGCCAUACACCUUUUUUUAGUUAUCAUGAUGGACCAUUGGUCGUAGCUCGGAAGGUUGCCAACUAACGGGUCAAGUCGGUCCAAUUCAGGGCCUGUCGAAGUCAGACCGACAAAGACAAGGGAGACCGGAAUGGCCGUUUCUAACUUGUUAGCCGUCGUCAGCCAGUCAUGCCCAACCCCGAAGUGUGGCACACCUACAGUAGGUGGGCUGACUCAUGAAAUGUCAACCGAAAUUCCGAAAUUCGUUUUCGUUCCUAAAAGAUUAAUUAAGUAGAGCUGUAAAAGUAAUUAUUGUGCAGCAUGAUUGUAUGUUAAUUCGGUUACCCCAGGAUGCCGACCUUCGAAUAAACUUCUUUCCAGCUGCAUGCAGAAACCAUACUUUGCAAAAAAUGACUACUUAAGUGGCAUGCAUUUUUCUCAUUGAUUUUCAAUGCCGUUAAAAACUCAAUUAUAUUUCGUGUUAAACAUGCAUAAAAUAUUUACCCUUUUGCUAAUUCGGUAGAAAAUGACGUUUUCUUCUUGUUUUAUACUCGAAGGAAGGUUAUAAUUCGGUUUCUAAGAACUUUUCCAAUUCCCGAAUGAUUUUGGACCCGAUCAGCCGUUGCAGUUGCAUUCAGGGUUUCCAUACUACAUGCCGUAUAUUUUCCGUGUACGGAAAACCAUAAAUUUCUCUACGGUUUUAAGAGGAGACAGUAUGCGGUUCAUAAAAUUUAGCAGUUGAUAUGAGCUAUGUUCUAAACUAUACAGGCCACAUUGGCAAAAUCCGGUGAUGUGACGUUUUAUGAAUGAUCGUUUCACGGUAUUAAAAAAUCUCAUAAUUAUAAACUUUUUAUAAACUUUGAAUAUAAAAUUGGAAGAAGACGUAGUUUUCUACCGAAUGAGCGAAAGAAUUAAUAUUUUUAUGCAUGUUUCACGCGAAAUAUGAUUGAAUUUUUAAGGCAAUCGCAAAUCAAUGAGAAUAAUGCAUGCCACAUAAGUAGUCAUUUUUUACUGAGUGUAGUUCUUUCAUGCAGCCAGGAAGAAGUUCCUUCGAAAGCAAGCAUGAAUUACUAUAGAAUUAUGCUGCACGAUUAUUAAUUUUACUGCCCUACUUAACUAAUCUUUUCGAAACGAAAACACAUUUCGGAAUUUCGGUUGACAUCUCAUGAGUUAGCCCACCUACUGUAGAGCUCGAUCCGGCACAACGGGACGAGUAAAUUCCGUAAAAUGAUCUGUGAGCACCCCCCCUCUGGCAUUGUAUAUUUCCGACGCAACCGACAAGACAACGGGCUCGUGACUCAGUGGUUAGACGCGUGGACUUCUAACAGGUCGUGGGAUCGAGCUCCAGGUGUUCCAUACUUCGGGGUUGGGGGUGACUGGCUGACGACGGCCAAUAAGCCAGAAACGGCCGUUCCAGUCUCCCUUGUCUUUAUCGGCAAUACUAUUCUGCCUAUAUCAUGCGCCGCUGCGCGGCUGCUGGUUGGGCUCGAGAGAGGGAGAGAGCCCGUAAGGCAAAACGGGGCGAGUGAGUUCCAAAAAAAACCAUCGGUGAGCGUCCCCUCUACUACUACGGGUUGUAUUGGACACUGUGAUUCACGAGGGAUUCCGUCGCUGUUGAUUGAUUGAAUUGCAGAUCUGACACACAGGAGGGUGUCACAACGGCUACAUCAAGAAAGGGCCUCUGCAGUCUGGCCCUCGAUCUUACAGUGCACCGAGUUAUGGCGUGAGCUGACCGCCUUAGUAACGCUACUGUUGCUGCUGCGUGAUGGUUUACUACGAGUCAGGUCUAAGCUAGUGAGGAAUGCGAUGGAUCGCCACAAGCAGGAAUGCCCUAGAAUCAAUCUAUCUCCCCAUCGUAACCCAUUCUCAUUCAUCAAUGACCUGUCCGAUUCAGUCAGCUACACGCGUGUACGGCAGUACCCAAGGACCCCAUAGCGCACAUAUAGUCGUAGCUAUGAAGUUUGUCAUCUGGCGGGAUAAGACUGGUGGACAGAAUGUCAGGCCGCAAUGUCUCCUUCACAAUGGGGUCUCUGUAGCACUCUCACGCAUGUGAGCUCCGAACCCACAGAAGCCUGCUGCAGGAAGCAGGUCGUGCGUGGCACGCGUAGACGGAUCGUUUAUUUUUGUCCGCCGUUGUACCCACGCUCACCCCCGGUUGUCCCUAUAUCGUCUUGUCACCAGAUCAAGAUAUGUGGGAGAGGGUGCAAUAGGUGCGGCAAAAGUCAGUUUUGAAUCACUGCCCUACUCCUCCCGUAUCGCCGUGGAUUAAUCGAAUCAUGGGUCGCACACAUGCGAGGGCGUCGCAACGGCUAAAUCAGAAGGGCGUCAUUGCUGUCUGAUCUACGAACGAAUGAUAACAUGAACUGGCCACCUUCGAAACCGCGACUGUUGGUGCCGCGGGGUAUUUGAACGUGAGUUAGGUUUGUUAUAACUAGGAAUGGGUUAGUUUGUUAUGAGCAGGGUUCCCCUAGGGUUUGUCUCUCUCCCUCUCACCUCUUUCUCUCAUCCGGUAGUGACUUGUCUGAUUCUUUCUAUCGAGGGAUGAGUAGACUGAAUGUGAACCUCGGUCUAAUACUUUCCAUAGACGUUGGUGUACAGGCGAUGAUUUUCUCGUCUCUUCAUACAUGUUUUGUGCGCAUAUGCCCGGUAAGGAUCAGACGUCGUCUGAAUCAGCCUAUCAGUGUGAGUAUUAGCGAUAAAUGACUUUUUAAUGUUCAGUGACCUGUAUGUCGUGUGGCCUAUUUGACCUAUCUGGUGAUUUGCCAGUAGAAGCGAAGAGACGAGUCCCAGGAAGCAACAGUUAGAGUCGCUGGUCUUCCAGCACCCCAGACCGAACUUCUGAGCGUGGUAUGUGGAUAAUGGAUUUGUCGGUAUCAGCCGGAAUCAACUGUGGACAUUUAAAGAACGUCUCAAUGCGAUCUUUUCGGGCAUACAACUUACUAUGAAAGAAGAAGAGAACAACCAGUUGACCUUCCUGGACGUUCUCAUGUGCCGCAAAGAUUGUGGUGGCUUAAAGACCAAAGCGACAAAUACGACGCAAGUACUGAAUUUCAACAGCAACCACCCAAUCAGCCACAAACGCAGUUGUGUAAGGACGCUCUAUCGGCGUGUUGAGACGCACUGCAGUGAGCCGGAAGACAAGACUGUCGAACUACUAUACCUCCGACGGGUCUUCGAAGCCAAUGGCUGCCCGCGUAACUUCGUCAACCGGUGCAUACGCAAAAGGGACGGAAGGCCAAACCGCACGGACCCCAAAUUUUGGCGAGCGCCUCCAUAUGUCAAGAACAUUUCGGAAGCUUUCGGCCGCCUUCUUGCACCACUUGGGGUUGGAGUUGCACGCAGACCGGAGGCAACUAUCAGGCGUCAGAUAAUGAAACCGAAAGACCCGCUGCCACGACGAGAAUCCUAUCGUGUCGUUUAUCGGAUCUGGUGCAGUUGCAGACAAAGCAACUGCGUCGGAGAAACCGGAAGACAAGUCCAAACGCAAAUGGCCAAACAGGCUGCGGCAAUGCGGAUAAAUGACGCCAGCUCUCCAGUUGCGGCUCAUUCAACGAGAUCCGGCCACAAAUUCAGAUUCUUGCAAGAGGUGACAACCGCUUCAGCCGCGAGCUGCUUGAGUCAUAGUUCACUGGUCCCCAGUCUACUAACAAGUGCAUUGACCUUCCAUACUCGGUGCUGAGACUUUGUCUAUGCGAGGUAAUUAGCCACGCGGGGAGCGCACAGGUGAACUCUGGUCCCAACACCAGGGUCGGUGGGUCAGAUGGUUGAGCAAUCAUCACACCAACAUAUAACAUCCAUGGUGAAGUUGCAGCAAUUAACGACGCGAAUGUUGGCCAUCACACCACGUGCAACGAUCCCUGAUGAAGGAGGAGGACCGUGAAUAUUCAUAGGUAUGCGGUUGCAUGGCGACUGCAUCCUAUAAAUACUGCAGCCCCUUGUGCAUGGAUCACUUGUAUCUGUUUUUUUGUCUCUGAUGAUGGGUUCGAGCAGGAAUCCGGAACGUCAGGCGAAUAAAGCUCUUGUCCCAGCGAUCGCGUCUCCUUCUUCAAGACUACUUCCUGGGACUCGUCUCUUCACUUCUAUUGGUAUUCAGGAUAGCUGCCGCUUCUCACUGUUCCUCGGCUUGGUGUUCUGUCUCCAUCUGUCUCGUGCGUUAGGUGCGGAGUGCCUGGGGACAGGCAGCCACUUUGUCCCCACCUUCACAGUUCUCCUACCUCUCAUGUGUGCUAGUGACCUAUCCAGGCCUGUCGGCCGACUGUGAACGAGAUUUUACGAAACGCCUGGCGUCCCUUAGGACCCACGUCCACACGCUUGUCAUUGCAGACGCUGGCAAACCUCAUUUGGAGGUUGAUAUGCGAGGAACCGGAAGUUUCCACGCAGCGACUGCAUGGCUGAGAACAAAGUGAGCUUGCGCAGUUUUCCCUAUUAUAGCAGCCGUUGUCACGUGGGGCCAUACAGUCCGAUAGGCCAAGUCUGUGGCUGAACUCGAGGGUGCAGUGUGGACGACGAUGUUGUUAGGCGUGCAUGUUAGUUGAACUUCAGUAACUGGUUUUAUAGGCACGCUACGGUGAGUUCGUAGGUGAUCGACCGGACCAGUGCGCAAUUUGAAUAUGCGGUAUCAAUGUUCACAAGUUGGCUCUGGGGCCAUAUUGCCACUGGUGAUGACUGUGGGGGCGUUUUUUGAGUUGCUGUUGUUGCAGAUGACAAUUUGUUGCGUCCUUGUAAAAUCUGGCGGGAUUUGCCUAUAUCGCCACAGUGCAGUAUAUGUCACCUGCACGCCCACACACACAAAUGCACGCCUUCUCCUCCGCUCCACCGCGCUGGGUGCCAUAAACGACCUUUUGGGCGUUGCCCGGUAGGCACAUUCACGCAGAAUGCCGAGCACAGAUAGGCAGCCUGUUUAUGUUACGCCUAUCGAUUAUUCCGGCAGUAGUGAAGUCCACUUUUUAUAACUGCCAGCAAUGAUUACCUUCCCAUGCACCCUUUUCCCUGAAAAUAUCCAUAACACCCUCUAGAACUCCUUUAGACUUGAUGCCUCUAUCUGAAGAAGUCGGAGGCAGUUUAAAACCCUCCCCACACCCCAUUUUUUACACGUCAGACUAACAUAAAUAACUGCAUUAGCAUGGCCGCCAUGUUGGUCAUCCCACAUUGAAGAAGUAUUAAUUACCAAGUUUUUUGUAAAUGUAGAAAAUGGCGGGGUGAGAAUUUCGGCUGCCUGGCUGUGAUCGUUAAAAGCUCUUCCUAUUUUCUGAUACUAUAGCUCUGUGUCCCCAGAAUUGCCAUGUUAGAUCAAAAAUCGGGGUCAUAAAGCACGUGUGUGUGUUUCCCCCAAACGGGCCACGUAGUAAAUGCGUUGGACUAACACGGGGGCCAUAUUGGAUCCUGUCAGGCGUUAUCGGCUUUGCGCAUCACAACAAAUGCCAACAUUUCGGGGUGCGCUGGCGGACCCGGUUGCCGGCAGACGUCGCGCACACUGGGACCCCUGCCGCCCCCCCCCCCCACUGUUUUUGUUGGUCAAAAACCUGCAUAUAGGAUAGGAGACGCUCAUCGAUCGUUCUUACGGAACUCACUUGUUCCGUUGUGCCUUAUGGACUCUCUCUCUCUCGAGCCCAAUCAGCAGCUGCACAGCGGCGCAUGAUAUAGACAGAAUGAUAUUACCGACAAAGACAAGGGAGACUGGAAUGGCCAUUUCUGGCUUAUUAGCAGUCGUCAGCCAGUCAUACCCAACCGUUGUAUAUUCCCGAUCGAAAACCGACAGGACAACGGGCUCGUGGCCCAGUGGUUAGAGGCGUGGACUUCUAACAAACAGGUCUCGAGUUCGAACCUCGGGUGUGCCACACUUCGGGGUUGGAUAUGACUGGCUUACGACGGCUAAUAAGCCAGAAAUGGCCAUUCCAGUCUCCCUUGUCUUUGUCGGUAAUAUCAUUCUACUUGCUCAUAUGCUGUUUGGAUCAGGAGGUAUGGAGUGGAGCGCCAAGGUGCGGGCUUGAUCGUGCCGUUCACCUGCGUCCUCCCCCCCGACUCCGGUCUUCUUGACACCGUCUUCACACUGGGUCCAGGUGGGGAGUGGGGAAGUGAGAGUGCGGUACAUGCUGCGCAAGUACACCACCAUCACUAUAAACUAACUCACGCUCAAGUCACCGUGUCUGAGCACCUUACUGUGUAGCAUACGGUGGACAUCGUCGGAAUCGACGGUCGAGCUGUCGUGUGUUUGACCCUAAAACCGGCAGGAUGGUAGAUGCAUUGGACCAACACGGAGUCCGACAGGCUUUAUCGGGAAUUCAAAAGAUAAAGAUGCGAUCACCGGAACAAGAAAUUUAUUUGCCUGACGUUUCGGAUCCUUAAUCAAAUCCAUCAUCAGAGACAUUAGCAGAUAAAGGUGAUUGUGGCAUCAGGAGUGCAGUAUUUAUAGCACGUGGCUGCCGUGGGACCGCAUGCGCACUGCAAUUAACAGUUCUCGUAAUCACCGCUGGGGCCGUAAUUGAUGCGGUGGUGGCUUGUCAGUCCGCGUCCGAGUCGUUGAUGGCCGUGAUUUCGUCAUCCGUGCUGGAUGCUGGUGUGACGAUGGCUCGGCAAACUGGCUCACUGUCACCGUGAUGAUUGCUCGCCCGCGCCCUCCCCACGUGACUGAUUCUCCUGCCCAAGGAAAAUCGCAGUACGCUAUAGGGUACCGGGAGGUCAUUGUGCUUGUUGAUGGAUUGCGGGCCUGAGAACCAUGACUCGAGCAGCUCGCGGCUCACGCGGUUGUCACCUCUUGCGAGGAUUUCGGCCUCUUGAAAUUUGAAAAUAUGGCCGGGUCCCGUCGAGUGUGCCGCCACCUGAGAGUUAGCGUCUCCUCGCCUCACUGCUGCUGCGUGCUCGGCAAUUCGCGUACGGAGUGCCCACCUACAACAAACGCCAACGUUGGGGGUGUGAUGGGAGGCUCAUGCCACACCAAUUUAGGAUCCUGAACGCUACCCUGUUUGUGUUGCUGUAAGAAAAAUCUUGGUCAGCAUAUGUUGUGAACCAGAGGAUAUGGUGGCACGCCUAGGUGCGGGUUGUCGCCGUGCCAGCCACCUGCGGCCUCUCUCGCUCCUGGUCUUCUUCACCCUGUCUUGACACUGGAUCCAGGUGGGGGAGGCGGAGAGAGUGUGGUAGAUGCCGCGAGAAUAUACUGUCUCCAUAAACUAAUUCACUCGCAAAUCACCGUCCCUACCCUCACCCUGCUGUGGAGCACACAGUGAACAUCGUCAGUCACGAACUGGUCGAACUGUCGUGUGCGACUUGCCUGUUUUCUGCCGCCGUUCCUCCCGGCGACAUGUAUGAAUCCACUGGUCUUAUCUCUCUGACUAAUCUUAACGCCGUGAGCGACAAUGACUUCAGGCGACAGGAUGACCCGUCGUCCCCUUCACGGCCUGGAGUAGGUCAAGCCCUGUCAGUGCUUUUCACCCCGCCCACCCCCCACCCCACUCAAAGGUCACCUCUCCUCUCCAUCCCCCACCAUUACUGGCAGGGCACACCGGCCCGAGUCAACCUGCGUCGACGCCUACGCAGGUCGGGGGGGGGUUUAAAUAUUAGGGUCAUCCCAAUGGCCCCCACUUCCUGCCGGUCCCGGUGCCGUUUCCUUCCUAAGUCCCGUUUGCCCUGCAACUCCAGCCUCGCAUUUGUCACUAAGCUCCAGACCAUCGUCAACUUCAAGCGGUGAAUCACACUACUGAAUUAUAUAAGUAGAAGUGACAGGCUUUGUGUAGUGGGAGGUCGCAUGCUCUUCAGUUAAUCUUAACUUUAUCCUGAUUUCUUGCCCUAGGUUACGCCGACGGUCACCUUGCGCUCUACCUGACUCAUCGUCAGUCCCCGAUCUUCACCUGGAAGGCGACUGAAGGCCAGACUAGAGCUGGGGGUACCGAGGGUCAACCGGACUCUUGCCCGGAUGUCGAGGCAGGCGGAGUGAAGAAGGUCAUUUGGUCGAACCAUCGACCCACCGUCUUCUACUGUCUCACGAGCGUCGGCGAGGUGGCAGCCUGGAUCCUCUUUUGGCGCCUGAAACAGUGCUUCAACCCCCACGCCCAGACCCUGAUCGCAGCUGUGCCGAGCGGUGGAGCUGAUCACAGAGUGGUCGACUUCACUAUGGUUGACUCUGUCGGCACUGGAUGUCUGGCCAUCUGCUGGUCUGACGGCGCAGAAGUGCACUGGCUGGAGGAUCAUCUGACUGUCUUGCAGGCGGACGAAUUGCUUCUCCUCCAGAACGUGCUCGACCAACUCGCGUAG
Spirometra erinaceieuropaei is the source of this 8850-nucleotide messenger RNA. Lineage: Eukaryota; Metazoa; Platyhelminthes; Cestoda; Diphyllobothriidea; Diphyllobothriidae. The record is from the annotation of a GenBank genome assembly.